AUGUCCGUAAGAUCUGCGGAAAAAAAACUCUCUCUCUCUCAACAGACCCUGCAGAUCUUGCAAAGAAAAGACCUCCUACUGCGAAGAUCGACCUCAAAAGGCUGUUCUUUGACCGAACAUACGCCUGCAUUGACCCUCGAUAAAAGCAUAAAAAAUCCGCAAGGACAAACAAGGGACAUCAAGUCAAAACCUGUAAUAGAACACACCGAAGAAAAACGCAAACCAAUAGACUUGGACGAGUAUCAACAGCAAUCCCCCCCACAAAUUCAAGAACUAAAAACACAACUAGCCAACGUAUCAAAACAACACCAAAUAGUAAAUGACUCUCUCUCAUCCGCCCAAAAAGAACUCUCGCAAGUACAAGAACAGUUACAAUCCUCGCAAACUGCACUCGUCCAGAAAUCCGAAGAGCUAAAAAAGACCGAAACUCAGGUCUCGCGAGUGCAAACUGAACUCCGACAAUCUUUCUCCGAAGGCGAAAAGUUAAAGUCUCAAUUACGUCAAACGCAAGCAGACCUCCAGAACACGCAGACUCAACUCAAAUCCAUAACAGCCGAACUCGAAAACAACAAAUCAGCUCUCGCAAAGACAAAUUCCCUCCGACUCAACAACAACAAUGACGCGAAAUCAGACGAAGAGUUCAAACAAUAUUCUGAAAAGGUAUUGGCCGAACUCAGUGCUACAAAAUCGCAACUAAGCACAGCUCACAGAAAACUAGAGGAGAAACAUGCCGAGCUAGAAAAGACUAAUUCCGAGCUAAUAAACAUUAAAGCACAAUUCAGCUCGUCCAACAGAGAGUUUGAGAAAACCAAGCUAUCACUCGACAAAGCUAACUCGGAAUUGUCUGCUCUCAAGAGCAAAGUAGUUUCUCCAUCGCCCGAAGCCGAAAAACUCCAAAUGGCUAACGCUCAACUUGAAGACGAACUGAAACGUUUAUUUACAGAAUACAACCAACAAAUCAAAGAUGCGGGUGAUGAACUCGAAAAGAACCGCUCUACCAUUAUCCGUUUGACUGCAGAGAUCCAAGAUCUGGAAACCGAUCUUGAAGAAUCCAACAGUCGCUGUGCUGAUUUUGAGAACAAGGCCAAAAUAACUGACCAUGAACUAAACUCGGCAAAGUCACAAGCCGAUAAUUUGGCCCUAGAAUUGACCGAAUCACAAGUUCGACGCCAAGAGUUAGUAUCGGCGCUGGAUAUCUUGAACAACGAGUUUGACAAGUUUAAGACUGAAAACAAGAGUUCGAGCGAAGAAACCAAAGAGCUCAAAUGUCAGAUUGAUUUGAUCAAUCGAGAAUUGGAUUCCGAGAAAAAGAAAGUCAUGCAACUGGAAAGAGAAUUGGAAACAACCAGAGAAAUGCUUGAGGCUAAGGAUGAUUUGGCAGAAUUGGUUAUGAAAGUCAAGCAGGACGAGUGGAGCAAGACCGUCGAAUCCCUACGCGAUGAAGUUGUAUCUGUCACCAAGCAACUCAACGCAGUCAAACGGGAAAGGAAGAAGGUUGAAAAGAGUAACAAAGAGCUUAAAGCACAAAACGAGACUCUUUCCCAAAAGAAAAUUCAAGAAACAGCGCGGGUGCGCGAACUUGAAGUCGAGAAUUCGACGCUUCGCAAACAGGCCGACAAGGCGAAAGAUCAAGUCCGCCAUGUCGAAGAGCUAAAGGUUGAGUUACAGGCAUUGAAGAAGAACGGUUCGUCAAAGUCACGACGCAACCGUCGUAGUAGUUCUAAUUCUACCGAGAAAACACGGACGCCAGACUCUACUACAAAAGACGAGAGACCACCCACUCCACCAGAAACACCUCGUUUGGAAUUUGAGCCUGCAAGAAACGAGUUACCCAACGACGGUUGGAUCACCGUUUCGCGAAAACCUAAGAGGAACAGGAUUGGUUUGGAAGGGUUAAUCGAGCGUUAA
This is a messenger RNA of Paraglomus brasilianum, 1908 nucleotides long. NCBI's taxonomy places the organism in Eukaryota, Fungi, Glomeromycota, Glomeromycetes, Paraglomerales, Paraglomeraceae. The record is from the annotation of a GenBank genome assembly.